Kockovaella imperatae is the source of this 711-nucleotide messenger RNA. RefSeq names its product structural constituent of ribosome. The coding region runs from base 1 to 711 and encodes 236 amino acids. The transcript is spliced from 4 exons. Gene Ontology annotation, molecular function: structural constituent of ribosome; RNA binding. Gene Ontology annotation, biological process: ribosomal large subunit assembly; cytoplasmic translation. The record is from RefSeq and is a predicted model, not a curated record. Gene Ontology annotation, cellular component: cytosolic large ribosomal subunit; ribosome. NCBI's taxonomy places the organism in Eukaryota, Fungi, Basidiomycota, Tremellomycetes, Tremellales, Cuniculitremaceae.
AUGGCUAGAUCUAAGCCAAUUUCUCCUCACGUUGGGAGACUCUCGCGAUCCCAGGUCGCCGCGAAGCGAGGUCUUCACAAGGGCAAGAAGACCGCUGCUGUCGCUGCCAAGACAGAGACUCCUGAAUUCACUGAGAAGACGGUUGGAGGCAAGGGCAACGGACAGAAGCGAUCGGUCCCAACCAGGAAAGCUUCAAAAUACUACCCUGCGGAGGAUGUCAAACAAGCCCGAGUUUCCCGAAAGGCUACCAGCAAGACUGCUCUCCGACCCAGUAUUACUCCUGGAACUGUUCUCAUUCUCCUUUCUGGUCGAUUCAGUGGAAAGCGAGUGGUCUGCUUGAAGCAACUGGACAGCGGUCUUUUGCUUGUUACUGGUCCAUUCAAGCUCAACGGUGUUCCUCUUAGAAGGGUCAACCAGGCUUAUGUCAUUGCGACAUCCACCAAAGUCGACAUUUCAUCCAUCUCUAUCCCCUCCUCCGUCAACGACUCUUACUUUGCCAAGGCCAAGGCAGCAAAGAACUCCAAAGAGGGCGAAUUCUUUGGCGAGGGAGAGAAGUCGAGUAAGACUCUGCCUGAGGACAAGAAGUCAGAGCAAAAGACUGUUGACGGUCCCGUUCUGGAAGCUAUCAAGAAGGUCGACAACCUGGGCCGAUACCUGAAGUCGUCGUGGGGCCUUUCGAAGAGUGACCGAUUCCACGAGCUCAAGUUCUGA